UCGGGCGGACGGAUUGCAAUGCCCGAACACGGACGCUUGGCUGCUCUCUCGGUGUUUGUGUUCAGGCGCAGCCGCCAUAUUGGCUGCCUCCCCUCCAUCUCGCACACACACAGAUCGACCCGGAGCAUGCAGCGAGUGGGGCUGUGAAAGCGACGCCGCUGCCCCCGAAAGAAACGAGCUCGGCACCGCGAAGUACAGCACCAUGGAGGCAGUUAAGGCGUUUAACGGCGAGUUGUACACUUUGAACGAAUACAAGCCACCUAUCUCCAAAGCAAAAAUGACCCAGAUAACAAAGUCAGCUAUUAAAGCUAUAAAGUUCUACAAGCAUGUUGUGCAGAGUGUGGAGAAGUUCAUUCAGAAAUGCAAGCCGGAGUAUAAGGUUCCAGGGCUGUAUGUCAUCGACUCCAUUGUCCGACAGUCACGGCAUCAGUUUGGUCAGGAGAAGGAUGUGUUUGCUCCACGGUUCAGCAAAAAUAUCAUCAACACCUUCCAGAAUUUAUAUCGAUGCCCUGCGGAUGACAAGAGUAAGAUUGUCAGGGUGUUGAAUCUGUGGCAGAAGAACAGUGUUUUCAAGAGUGACAUUAUUCAGCCCCUGCUGGACAUGGCCGCAGGACUCCCGCCUCCCAGUGUCACCCCUGUGAUCGCCAGCACCGCAGCCCCCGUCAGCAACGCCACUCCAGGAACUCCAGUUACCCCUGCAACCCCAGCUAACAUUGUACAGAAUCUGCCCGACUCCUGGGCUUCUCAGAUAUCCAAUACAGACACAAUUGCUGCUGUGGCGCAGAUUCUGCAAAGUCCUCAGGGUCAACAGCUCCAGCAGUUGGUGCAGAGUCUGCAGAUGCAGCAGCAGAAGCCCCAGCCCUCGAUACUCCAGGCUUUGGACGCUGGACUUGUAGUCCAGCUCCAGGCCCUCACAGCACAGCUCACGGCAGCGGCCGCAGCGGCCAAUACUCUCAAUCCGCUGGAACAGAGGGUUUCAUUCAACAAGAAGCUAUUGGACCAGUUUGAUUUUGGGGAGGAGUCUGAACAUACUGAAGAAUCUAAAAAGGAAGCACCUACAUCUCAAAUCCCCAUUGUCUCAGAGUCCAUAAACACCUCCCUUUUCCAUCAGCUGGCUGAGCAGCUGCAGCAGCAGAACCUGGAGCAGCUGCAGAAACAGCUGCUGGAGCAUCAGCAGCAACAACAGAAGACUAUUUCUCUGGAGAGCCAGGAAGGCAUGUUUGGGUCAGAGAAUUCGGCAUCACCAUCCCAGGGAAGCAGUCAACAACAGCUCCAAGAGGUAGAAGCCAAACUUGAUGAUUCGAUGGAUAACCAACAGCAGGAUAUGGAUCUUGACGAAGGGCAAGACCUGGUCGAUGGUGAGAUUUUUGAACAAGAAGACAAAAGGGCUGUGAACACAAGGUCAAGAACACGAUCAAAAUCCCGGUCAAGGUCCCCAAGAAAAAGACGGUCAAGAUCCCGGUCUGGUUCACGGAAACGCAAACACCGGAAGCGAUCGCGCUCCCGAUCGCGGGAACGGAAGAGGAAGUCCUCGCGGUCCUACUCCAGCGAGCGCAGGGCUCGGGAGCGAGAGAAGGAACGACAGAAAAAAGGGCUGCCUCCCAUCCGCUCUAAAACACUAAGCGUUUGCAGUACUACUCUGUGGGUGGGACAAGUAGAUAAGAAGGCCACACAGCAAGACCUAACCAACUUGUUUGAGGAAUUUGGACAGAUUGAAUCCAUAAAUAUGAUCCCUCCCAGAGGAUGUGCGUAUAUUUGCAUGGUUCACAGACAGGAUGCGUACCGUGCCCGCCAGAAGCUCAGUACUGGUUCUUACAAAAUUGGCUCCAAAGUCAUUAAGAUUGCGUGGGCUUUGAACAAGGGGGUGAAGCAGGAGUACAAGCAGUUCUGGGAUGUAGAUCUUGGUGUUACCUACAUACCCUGGGAGAAGGUCAAGGUGGACGACCUGGAUGGCUUUGCAGAAGGAGGAAUGAUCGACCAGGACACUGUCAACAGUGAGUGGGAGGCCGCGAAGUGCGCGGAGGCGUCCAAGGAGAGCCAGGGCCAGAGUGCGAGUGUGGACCCCAGCUCUGUGGCCAGCUCGCAGCCAGACGCCUUCACGCAGCCGGUCGCCAUGCUGCCCGUUCAGAUUCCAGUGGCUCAGGGAGUUCCCGCGGUAGGGCUGGUGCCCCCAGCGUUUCCGGUCACCAUGACGAUGCCUCCUCCAGGUUUUGGGCCUCCUCCUCCGUUUCUGAGGGCUGGAUUUAAUGCUUCCCAGCCGCCCCCUGGUUACAUGCCGCCUCCUGUAGUUCCACCAACAGCUGUAGGACCUGGAAUUCCUUCAGUACAAACAUCCUUGGUACAGCCUUCGAUUUCUGCAGCCCAGGAGGGUGUGAAGGAUUCACCUUUUGGAGCCGUCAUGCCUCCGGGUAGUACCAUUCCGGGGAGCUUUGUUCCUCCUGCUAUCCCAGGAACUGGAGCUUUUAAUCCCAUUGGAGUCCAGCCACAGCAGCGAAGCAGCAGCGCAGCGGAAGAAAAAUCAGCCCAGGCGACAGAGAAGUCAAAUGCCUCAACGGAUGCGAAAACAGUGCAAGGAAUCCAAAGUGAUGUCCAGAAUGCUUCUGUUAGCCUUCUAGGCAUGCACCCUUCGAUGUCCCUGCCACACCCUCUGCAUCCUUCACACAUUCCUGGCCAAAGGAUGCCCGGAUUGUUGCCUUUAGAUAUUCGGCCCGGUAUGAUACCACCCCCUCCCGGCCCAAGGUUUUCACUCUUAAUGCAGCCUGGACUACCUCCUCAACCAAACAACAUGCCUCCCACCUCGAUGCUCGAUUCCUCUUUGCAGACGAGGCCCCGCGGCCCAUUCCCUCCGCUCGAUCACUUCAGCCGGCCCGAGGGAACUUUUGGCAGACCGGCAAACCAGACGGGCCAUAGUGUGAGCAAGUCGGAGGAUGGGAGACCCAGGGGAAACGAGAAUAUUCAGCAAGAGGGUGACCAGGAUUAUCGCUUUCCGCCUGUCGAGAAACAGAGUGCGGGCCUCCUGAGGGCUUCUGCAGAACAGCGAGAGAGUGUUAAUAGGCUCGAAGGAAGGGAUGGGGUCAGGGGUGCGCCAGCAGAGAGCAGAGAGAACCUCAGAAGGGAGCCUGGCAGUGGUUUUCGAUCCGAGAGCCGCUGGGGCCCCCCGAGGGGAGAUUUUGACGAGCGCGAGCUGCGGGGGGUGCCCGUUGGCGCCCCAAAGGGUUUUCACGACGACAGGCCAGGCUCGGGGGCGAACUUCCGCUUUGAAGGCCGGGGAGGAGCCUCUUGGAACCGCGGGUUUGAGCCCGACGUCCACCGGGAUUUUGACGACCGGCGCCGCCCCUGGGAGAGGCAGAGAGACCGGGACGAUAGGGAUUUUGACUUCCGCAGGGAAAUGAACGGCAGCCGGUUCGGGCGUGAGCGCGACCGCGAGGCCUGGGCAUCCCCUCAGCAGCAGUCGCUGAAAUUUCCCGAGGGGACAAACGAGAACCAAAAGCAGGACAAACUGCUGCGGGUGAACGGAGAGGAAACGGACCUUAAGCCCACCCCGGAGAAAGACAAGCUGGACGGCCCCGAAAAGCAUGCGUCUCCCAGGGAUGUAGACAAUGAAAAGAAUGAGCUGCAGGAUGGAGCUGAAAUACAGCCAGUGGUAGAGAAAACAGAAACUGAGGGGACAUAAUCAUCACCUAGUAGGUAAAAGAUCAUUUUGUAAAGUCAUCUCUGUAAUAGUUAAAUGGCUGACUGGACCUUUUAGUAAUUCAUUUUUUGUCUGCCACAAAACCUUAUCAAUUUGUUCAUCUUUCACAUAACAGCGUGCAACAGACUUGUAUAGAUGGCUCUUUAGACCAUGACAUGGUAGGUGAUUUUUGUUUUCUUUUUAGUUAUGAUGGAAGCCACACCCACAAUUUUAAUUAGAUGAAUUUUCAUUCUGAGCUUGCCAAAAAAUUUUUAAUGAAAAGAAAUGACCUUCCUAUGGAAGAACGUAAAGAUCCUGGCUGUUUCCAAUCGUUUGACUACGGAUGUUGUAAUACUUGAAAACAGCAGGUGCUGACCUGUUUUUGUCUGUCUGUCUUUUAAAUGCUGCUGCAGAAUUUUAAAACAAUGCCUUCGUGGUGUUUUAUGCUUUUAUCUUUUAAGUAACAUCUGCAUAACCCAAGUACAAAAAGAACAGUACUGAAUGACUUCUUGGAAGAAAAAAUUAAAAUAUGUUCUGUGUUACCCCCAAAAUAAAUGUCUGUGAUUUGUUCCUCAUAUUUCAGUGAGUUAAAUACUAUUUAUAUAAAAAGAUCCUUUGAAUGUUGGGUACAUACUGUUCUAGUUGCUAAUAAAUGUAUUUGUUCCAAAUUCUCUAGGAUUUUCUUUAUAAUUUUACCAAUACAUGCUGUGAAAUAGAAUGUUUCUGCUUUGCACGAUCUGUCCCACCAAACAUAAGGAAACACAUUUAACCCCUUGUGGAAGAGAUAUACAGUAGUAUAUAAACAGUCAUCAGUGUUGUGAUGGGCAAAUAAGUACCCAGACAGACUCAAGCAAAUGGAAUGCAUUAUGCAUUAAUACUGCUAGAUUUAGGUUUUUGCUUACAAUGUUUUUUGUACUUAUAUUGAUUUUUAAGGCAUUUACUUUGUUUAAAGUUUGCAGUUGAGCGGAUGGUUUCUUAAGUGUUUUUGUUUUGGAACCCAUGCUUUAUUUUUGGUUUCAUUAGUUUGUAGUUUUUUUUUUAGCUGAACCUGUUAGGUUUGCAGCAGUUUUCUGAAGUCAUGUUCUGUUCACCUAGCUUUUCGAUAACACCAGGCUCUACUUUGGAUGUCUGAAACUGGAUAGGCAAAGAUCUAGUCAAACGUGAACAGAACUGAGCCAUGUCGUAGGCCUUAGACUUUGCUACCAGCCAGCAUGUCUCUUGUGGGACAAAUUUUGAUGUGUUGCAACCAAAGUACUAAGUGCUGCUUUAUACUGUAAUUUGUAGAUUACAGAUUUGUAGGCUCUUUUUGUAUUUACAAACACAAGUUAAAGUAAAGUGGUUGAAUUAUGCUCUAUGUAAAAGCUGUAAACAUAUCCAGGCAGUCAAACCAUAAGAGUGGUGACAGUUCCCCCUUUCUCUAAAUAUUCACUCCUUUCCAUAAGAUGAAAAUAUUUAUGAUCCUGAGAAAUGGGAGGCAGUUGCUGAGAGUUAGACACUCAGUAUCUCAAAAGACAAAUAGGGAAAAGGGACUUAUUUAGUACCACUGGCUGAAGAAUUGAAUCUAGCAGUGUUUUCUUCUGAUAGGUCUGGCAACUAAGGAUUCUGAUUUAAGGAUUUAAGGCUACAAAUACAACAUCCAAUUCAUGCAUAUGCUCUGUAAUGGAAUUUUACUAAAAACCCUAUGGUUUUCAGUAACAAACCAGCUGUAUUUCUGGAGAUAAAUAUCAAUUCCUGCAAAAUGCAGGAGAGGAUGACAAAUACGGAGGUAACAGGAAAAGAUGCAAAUAUUAAUGUAAAAUGCGAUGAGAUAACAUAGGCAGCUUGGCUUCAGUAGUACUGUAGGUGGUGCUGUCUCACCAGACAAGAUUUUAACCUGCUGUUAAUGCCCUGCCGCAGGAAUGGGCAAAUCCCGUCACCUGGGCUGCAGAAUCCUCUCGUUUGUAAACCACCUCAUUUGACAGACGUGACUGUUUCUCAGAGCUCGAGCAGCAUUGCCUCCAGUCAUAAACCCAUUUUGAAAAAAAUGUCACCUAUUGGAUUCUGGCCCGUAAGGACGAAGGCUGCCCAUCCCUGAGAGGCAAGAUGCCCCCUGCCUCUGCCUCUUCCUGCUCUCAUCUUCUGCAUGUGUGAUGCUCCAUAACAACAAAUGUUUGCUUUUUCUUGGCUGUAAAUAGGUCGCUAAAAUGUGUAAUGUCUAGUACACGCUGAUUGUGCAAAAUGGGUGAAAAAUUAAAAAAUUAAAAAUA
Molecule: messenger RNA, 5916 nt
Organism: Lepisosteus oculatus (spotted gar)
Lineage: Eukaryota; Metazoa; Chordata; Actinopteri; Semionotiformes; Lepisosteidae
Product: SR-related CTD-associated factor 8
Cellular component (GO): nucleus
Molecular function (GO): RNA binding
Source: RefSeq, a predicted model, not a curated record